Messenger RNA from Necator americanus (New World hookworm), 684 nucleotides. RefSeq lists its product as uncharacterized. The transcript has a single exon. Gene Ontology annotation, cellular component: nucleus. Gene Ontology annotation, biological process: chromatin remodeling. The record is from RefSeq and is a predicted model, not a curated record. Gene Ontology annotation, molecular function: catalytic activity. NCBI's taxonomy places the organism in Eukaryota, Metazoa, Nematoda, Chromadorea, Rhabditida, Ancylostomatidae. The coding region runs from base 1 to 684 and encodes 227 amino acids.
AUGUCUACUAUGUGUUCUUCAGAAGAUAGGGCGUACCUCAGAAGCGACGCACAUUGUCCUCGCCCGGGCAAUGUGGCAAAUAUGCGAGGGCUACCGGUUAGAGGACGAAGCCGGCCAAAGAAGUUAGUUCGCCAUCGCCAGCAACAUCCAGUGCGCUUGGCAACACUUAACGUUGGGACGCUUACUGGAAGAAGUCGUGAACUGGCAUACAGUCUCAGAAAACGCCGUGUUGACAUAUGUUGUAUACAGGAGACUCGCUGGAAAGGCUCCAAAGCAAGGGAAUUAGGCGAUGGCUACAAGCUGAUCUACCACGGCACAUCAAAUCGCAAUGGCGUUGGUAUCAUAUUGAACGAGUCGUUUAGAAAUAGCGUCGCAGCGGUGGAUCGACUAUCGGAUCGCUUGAUGGCUGUAAAAGUAGAUACAGGAGAAGUGGAAUUGCGAGUCGUCUCUGCUUAUGCGCCACAGGCGGACUGUAGUGAAGAAGAGAAGGCAAGCUUCUGGGAGGAUCUGGAGCGGUACGUCCAAUCCCUGGAAAGCGAAGAAGUACUUUUAAUCGGAGGAGACUUCAACGGACAUGUCGGUUCCCGGAAAGACGGAUUCGAGAGUUGUCAUGGUGGAUACGGCUAUGGAGCUCGUAACGACGACGGGUUGCGUGCGAAUCCUGGAGUAUGCUGUUGCAAGUGA